Molecule: messenger RNA, 2415 nt
Organism: Amaranthus tricolor (Joseph's coat)
Lineage: Eukaryota; Viridiplantae; Streptophyta; Magnoliopsida; Caryophyllales; Amaranthaceae
Product: vacuolar-sorting receptor 3-like
Exons: 12
Coding region: 259-2163 (634 amino acids)
Molecular function (GO): calcium ion binding
Source: RefSeq, a predicted model, not a curated record
UUAAAAAAAAAAAUUAAAAUCCACGAGUUUCGUGCACAGUUAAACAAAUUUAUCUGUGAAUCAUUUUCUCUUUCCUGAACUUCAACAUCACCAACAACUUCUCUGGAAAUUUCAGACAUUACUUGACUCUUUGUUUUCCUUUUCUUCUUCAUUUGAUUCUACUAUCAAUCUUCAAUUGGAUAACUCCAUAGCUAAGAAGAACAAAAUCACAGUAUAAAACCCAUUAGUUUCUCUUUGCUUUCUCUCCAGAAGACCAAGAUGAAUCCAAGGUCAAAUGAGAGAGAAAAGCAGAGAAGAGUUUUUAUUCUUCUAGGGUUUUUGUUUUUAACAUGGGUUUCUUCAAUUGAAUCCAGAUUUGUUGUUGAAAAGAAUAGUUUAAGGGUUACGUCACCUGAUGAAGUUAAGGGUACUUAUGAUAGUGCUAUUGGUAACUUUGGGAUUCCUCAGUAUGGUGGUAGUAUGGCUGGUACUGUUCAUUAUCCUAAGGAUAAUCGAAAAGGUUGCAAAGAUUUCAGUGAUUUCAGUAUUUCUUUCAAGAAGAAGCCUGGUCAAUUACCCAUCUUCGUUCUUCUCGAUCGAGGAGAUUGCUUUUUUGCUUUGAAGGUGUGGAAUGCCCAGCAAGCUGGUGCUGCUGCUGUCCUGGUUGCUGAUGAUGUUGAAGAAGCAUUGAUAACCAUGGAUACACCUGAAGAAGAUAAUGUAUCUGCAAAAUACAUUGAAAAUAUUACCAUACCCUCUGCGCUCAUUGAAAAGAGUUUUGGUGAAACACUGAAGAAAUCAUUCAGGAAUGGGGACAUGGUUAAUGUGAAUCUUGAUUGGAGAGAAGCUGUUCCUCAUCCUGAUGAUCGAGUAGAAUAUGAGCUAUGGACAACUAGCAAUGAUGAAUGUGGAGUCAAAUGUGAGAUGCUGAUGGGAUUUACGAAGGAAUUUAAGGGUGCAGCUCAGAUUCUUGAAAAGGGUGGUUAUACUCAGUUCACACCACACUAUAUCACAUGGUAUUGUCCUCAGGCUUUCACAAUAAGCAAACAGUGCAAAUCUCAGUGCAUCAAUCAUGGAAGAUACUGUGCUCCAGAUCCUGAUCAAGACUUCAGCAGAGGCUAUGAAGGGAAAGAUGUGGUGAUUGAAAACUUGAGGCAGCUCUGUGUAUUCAAAGUAGCAAAUGAGUCAAGAAAGCCUUGGAUAUGGUGGGAUUAUGUCACUGAUUUUCAAAUAAGGUGUCCCAUGAAGGAUAAAAAGUACAAUAAGGAUUGUGCUGAGGGGGUAAUCAAAUCAUUGGGACUUGAUAUGAAGAAGAUUGAGAAGUGUAUGGGAGAUCCAGAAGCUGAUGAAGAUAACCCUGUUCUUAAAGAAGAGCAGGAGGCUCAGAUUGGAAAAGGAUCUAGAGGUGAUGUGACCAUACUUCCCACACUUGUUGUUAACAAUCAUCAAUACCGAGGGAAGUUGGAGAAAGGAGCUGUAUUGAAGGCUGUUUGUUCUGGUUUUGAAGAAACUACCGAACCUGCUGUGUGCUUAAGUGAUGACAUAGAAACAAAUGAGUGUCUUGAUAAUAAUGGUGGCUGUUGGCAAGACAAAGCUGCUAAUGUUACUGCUUGCAAGGACACAUUCCGUGGAAGAGUAUGUGAAUGCCCCCUUGUAAAUGGCGUGCAGUUUUCAGGGGAUGGCUACAGCUUAUGCAAACCAAAUGGACCUGGUAGGUGCAAGAUGAACAACGGAGGCUGUUGGCAUGAAACUCGCCAUGGACAGACAUUUACAGCUUGUGUGGACCAUGAGGAUACCUGCAAAUGUCCUCCUGGGUUUAAGGGUGAUGGUGCGAAUAGUUGUGUAGAUAUUGACGAGUGCAAAGAGAAAACAGCUUGUCAGUGCUCUGAAUGUAACUGUAAGAAUACAUGGGGUAGCUACGACUGCUUGUGCAGCGGAGAUCUGUUGUAUAUGAAGGAUCACGAUACCUGCAUAAGCAAAUCGGCUGCACAGGCAAAAUCAACAUGGACAGCUGUAUGGCUUAGUUUCAUAGGUUUGGGUAUUGCUGCUGCUGGUGUUUAUCUCUUUUACAAGUACAGGAUCAGGCAAUACAUGGAUUCGGAAAUACGAGCUAUAAUGGCUCAGUACAUGCCGCUUGACAGCCAGACCGAAAUCCCAAAUCAUUCAAGUGAUGAUCGUGCAUAAGAACGAGAACGAGAGCUGCACUACGAUAUCUGAUAAAAGGGGAUUCGGUUUUGUUUAUUUGGCCUUCCUCUGUCAUCCUGUGGAUUUGAGUGUACACCACCUCUGUAAAUUAUGCCGGAUAAUAAGAUUGCCAUAGGAUUUUUUGUGUUUCCAGAUAUUUAUUUAGACUGUAACAUGCUGUGUAAUGUUGUAUUAGGAGAAACUUACUGACUGUAUUUGAUGAAAACCACCGAAAGGAUUGUGCCUUCUUCA